AUGCUCGGUCACAUCAAGACCGUCAGCGACAGCUCCCAGAUCGCCGAGGGCGUCCUCGCCACCCUCGUCACCCAGCCGGAGAAGAUGAAGGCGGCCCUCGACCCCUUCAUGCUCGCCACUGAUCUGGGCGACCACCUUGUCCGUAAGGGCGUCCCCUUCCGCGAGACCCACCACAUUUCCGGCCGCUGCGUCGCCCUGUCGGAGAAGACGGGCAUCCCGACGAACGAGCUCUUCUACGAGCAGAUCAAGAGCUUCGACGCCCGUGUCAAGGAGGACACUGCAGAGACCUUCAACUACGAGCAGAGCGUCGAGAUGAUGGCGUCCAAGGGCGGAGCCAGCAGGCCCAGUGUCCUCGAGCAGAUUGCUGUCCUGCGUGCCUCUCUGCAUCAGAAAAGCAGUUUGUUUUUCACCAUCGAAAAUGAUUUAGGGCGUCCUAGGUUCAAUGGCAGCGAGUACUAG
Colletotrichum siamense is the source of this 459-nucleotide messenger RNA. RefSeq names its product Argininosuccinate lyase (gene ARG4). The coding region runs from base 1 to 459 and encodes 152 amino acids. Gene Ontology annotation, molecular function: argininosuccinate lyase activity. Lineage: Eukaryota; Fungi; Ascomycota; Sordariomycetes; Glomerellales; Glomerellaceae. The transcript has a single exon. Gene Ontology annotation, cellular component: cytosol. The record is from RefSeq and is a predicted model, not a curated record.